UGCAGGGCACCUCAUCUUGUAUCUGGGAACUCAGGAAGCUUUUAUUUAAGACCCUAGUGUUGCCCUCGGCGAAUGCAAUUGGAAGCGCAAGAAUGAUGCUUUCUGACUGUCAAUCUGCUGCAGCCAUGGCUUCCCAGGGAUCUCGUCUGCGCUCAGCCGUGGGCAUCAUCAUUAGUUUCAUCCUCGUCUGGUUACCCACGACGUGUGCCCCUGGAUUCAUGAGCGAUGGGGUAGGCGGGCGACGGCCGUUCGAGUACCUCGUCUUUCAGAACUGGGAGACGAUGCAGAGUGAAUUUGGAUGUAUGGCGAUGGGUGUCAAUCUCGUCAAUUCUCCGAACGAGAAGUACAGCCUCGCACAAGCCACGAUGUGCCCGGAUCGAGAAUUAUCUUCGAGGAACAUGAGCUUCGUGUUCGGAGUGUCGAACAGUCCAAUGUCGUUUGACUUCCCUCCUCAGGGCUGGACGUGGACAGUUCCCGUCGAUUUCCACCAACCCACCAACAGCUGCUCUCUUCGAUUCACGGUCGAUGGGGACUUGCAAUUUACCGUCCCGAUCAAUCCCGCGGACUAUGGACGUUCCAUUGCAUGGUCUCAGAGCCGUGUUCUGUGGAGCUCCAACACCAGUGGCCUGGGAGCGGUGGAGGUACAGGUCCAAGACAAUGGGAAUCUCGUCCUCGUCCACGAAGAUGGCAAGACUGUCGUCUGGAAGGCUCUGGACAUUCCCGUGCUGCCUCUCAAUGAAGCUGCAACUUCGACAACCGGAUGUCUGAUGACUGCAAUGUCGGCCGUUCUAGUCGCUCACGUGCUUCCGCUCCUCAUUAGCUGUUUAUGAUCCUGACAUACUUUUCCAGAGUUUGGACAUUCCAGGUUUCUGAAAGGAAGCGCAGGUUGUUAACCGAAAUCACCGAACCUCUGAGUAGAUUCGUCUCAGUCACUCACUGAGCUUGACUGAUACUGCAUUUCUAAGAUUGCAUUUGUAAUGUAAGCGGAAUCUUUUGCGCUAGAUCUAGAAGGCCAAUGUGUACUGGGAGGAGGUUUGAUUUUGCUUUACCUCCCAAAAGGGAUCAGAAAAGUUUAGACAUCGUCCGAAUGCUGUGAGCUAUUGGAAUCAUAUUUUUGAGCUCAACGAAUUGGCAUGCUUCUGCUUCUGCAUUAGUUACAAGGAAUCGAACGAACGAGGAGUGUAGUAUAAUCCUUCUUUGGGGUAGAGGAAUGAAGUACAAAACCCUGUUGGUUUGUAUCAGAUCCUAGAACCCUAAAACUCGAUGGAGCUGGGGUAAACUUCAAGAAUUGUCAAUGACUCUUGCUGAUUGUGAGAGAGAGAUCGACAGCUCAUCAGAUUCUUUAUGACAGUGACUUCUUAGCCUUUUGUUUUUUGUCGUGAUGAACAGCCAACACAAGUCAAACUCUUGUAAGUGACAUUUCAGUGUCUUCUGCAUCGAGCAGCUAUGCAAACGUAGGAACUGACGCGUUGACGUGAUUACAGCUUGCUAAGAACGUCGUAGAACUCGAAACCUGAGUCGUUCACCGGACAUUUUCCUAUUUGAUGUCGUUUUCUGUAUUAUUAUACAACAGCAGAAGUAUAAUACACAUAUGUGUACUCUCAUUUUCAC
Messenger RNA from Marchantia polymorpha subsp. ruderalis, 1611 nucleotides. Lineage: Eukaryota; Viridiplantae; Streptophyta; Marchantiopsida; Marchantiales; Marchantiaceae. The record is from the annotation of a GenBank genome assembly.